CCUUUGUUAUCUGAGCCAGGGAUGGCGGAGGCGGGGCGAGGGGUGGACUCCUCGUCUUCGCUCGCGUCAGUCAGGGACACGGGGCGGAGCUGGAGGAACCGGCGCCUAGGCGCUUGCCUGACCGGAAGUGAAGCCCCAGCCCGCAUGGCAGCAGCAGUUCUAUCGGGAGACACCAUGGGCCCUGAGCGUAUCUUCCCCAACCAAAGCGAGGACCUGGGACCACACCAGGGCCCCACAGAGGGCACCGGGGAUUGGAGCAGUGAAGAACCCGAGGAAGAACAGGAGGACCCGGGGGCAGGCCCGGAGGGCUACUCCUAUCAACCGCUGAACCAAGAUCCUGAACCCGAAGAGGUAGAGCUGGCACCCGUGGGGAACGGAGAAGAUGUAGUUGCUGACAUCCAGGAUCGGAUCCAGGCCCUGGGGCUUCACUUGCCAGACCCACCAUUAGAAAGUGAUGACGAAGAUGAGGAGGGAGCCGCAGCGCUGAGCAACCACAGUUCCAUCCCCAUGGACCCAGGUAAAAAGCUCUGCUUUCGCCUGGCAUGA
Molecule: messenger RNA, 546 nt
Organism: Octodon degus (degu)
Lineage: Eukaryota; Metazoa; Chordata; Mammalia; Rodentia; Octodontidae
Gene: Mea1
Product: male-enhanced antigen 1
Exons: 3
Coding region: 22-546 (174 amino acids)
Biological process (GO): spermatogenesis
Source: RefSeq, a predicted model, not a curated record